Molecule: messenger RNA, 429 nt
Organism: Trametes versicolor FP-101664 SS1
Lineage: Eukaryota; Fungi; Basidiomycota; Agaricomycetes; Polyporales; Polyporaceae
Product: ricin B-like lectin
Exons: 4
Coding region: 1-429 (142 amino acids)
Source: RefSeq, a predicted model, not a curated record
AUGUCCUUCGAAGCCGGAAAGACCUACCAGAUCAUCAACGCUAAGGGUGGCACAGUCCUCGAUCUCUCCGGAGGACAGGACCACUCGCCCAUCACCGGGUACCAGUGGAGCGGCGGUUCGAACCAGAAGUGGACGCUCGAGCAGAACGGCGACGGUUUUCAGCUCAAGAACGCUGCGACGGGCCUGUACAUCGGCAUCGACGGCGAACCAUCGAACUCCGCGCCCGUCAUCGCAACCUCGCAGGGCCAGCACUGGGAGGUCAAGCCCGACCACAGUGACCCUUCUGUCUUCAGAAUCUUCCUGAAGGGUACACAGUUCUGCCUCGACCUCAGCGACCACGGUAACCCCAACCCUGGCACCCCUGUGACCCUCUGGAAGAAGUGGGAGGGUGGUACUAACCAGACGUGGAAGUUCGAGGAGGCUGCGUGA